CCUUUAUUUGUUUAAGAAUGUGUGAAGCUCCAUGCUGUUUUUUGGUGUGUGGAUUUUUUUUCAAAUUUUAAGAUUCAUUUUAAUGAUAUAGAAUGGCUCGAAAACCAAAGAAGAAAACAACUCGUAAACCUGAUGGAGAGUUGAUGAAAAGAGCUCUUGAGGACCAUAAAAAUGGGAAAGACAAUACGAAAAUCUGCUGAGAAGUUUAGUAUACCGUAUCCCACAUUUCACAGGUAUGUUUUAAAGUAUAUGAAUAAUCCUGCUUCCAUGAGCUUUGAGCCUGAUUAUUGCAACAGAAAAAUUUUCACUACCCAGCAAGAAAAUGAGUUAGUAGAUUAUUUGGUUAAGUGUGCAAAUAUGUGCUACGGCUUGACUACAACACAAUGUCGUCAGCUAGCAUAUAACUUGGCUAAGAGUAAUGACAUUGAUGUGCCAGACAACUGGGAAAGAAAUAAGGAAGCUGGUAUAGAUUGGUUCUAUGGUUUCAGACAGAGGAAUCCCACCUUGACAAUAAGAAAACCAGAAGGUUGCUCAUUAUCACGUGCAACAUCUUUUAACAGGCACAAUGUAAACAUGUUUUAUGAUAACCUCCAGGAGAUCUUGCAGCGAGAACCCAAGUUUUGUGAUGGUACUAGAAUCUUUAAUUUGGAUGAGACCAGCACCAAAACUGUACCAGAUAAAUUGCAAAAUGUGAUAGCGGGCAAAGGGAUUAAGCAAGUGAACCAAGCCACAAGUGGAGAGAAGGGGAUUCUAGAUACUACUUGUUGUAUAGUAAAUGCAGCUGGAAAUUCGUUACCCCCAGUAAUGAUUUUUCCUCGAAAGAAAGUUACAGAUGUCAUGUUUGAGAAAGCACCAUGUGGCACGUUAGCAUUAAGUGAGAAAAGUGGAUGGAUGACUGGAGAAAACUUUGAAAAAGUAAUGACACAUUUUGUGAAGCACUCAACAAGUAGCAAGGACAACCCAUCAUUGUUAAUCUUAGAUAACCAUGAAAGUCAUUUGGAUCCAAAGGCAUUAGACGUUGCUAAAACAAAUGGAGUGACAAUCCUCACUCUACCACCUCAUACAUCACAUAGGCUCCAACCUCUGGAUGUUUCUUGUUACGGGCCAUUCAAGACAUAUUAUGCAGGUGCACUACAGUCUGUUAUUUUUAGGAAAGCUUUGCCUGUUACCAUCUACAAUAUUGCAGAAUGCGUAAGCACUGCACAUGAUAGAGCUCUCCACCCCUCAAACAUAAAAUCUGGCUUUAAGAAGACUGGCAUUUUUCCUUUUGACCGUCAUAUAUUCACAGAAGAUGACUUUGCACCAAGUCAGGUUACUGACAGACCUCCACCUGAAGAUUCUGAUACUGGCAUGAACCUAGAUUUGCCAUCAGGUGAGAUCACAUCCCAAGCACCUGCUUGUGAUGUUGACAAAGUUACUUCCUUCACUUCUUCACCAGAUGACAGACCUAGAGAAAGCAACGCGAGUAAAUUACGAACAGAUUUAAAUAUUCCUGUUUCAGCAAACCAAUCAAGUGUAGUUACAAAAAUGGACACAGCUUCUUCAACUGUUAAAUUUCUGCAGGAGACACCAAAUAUAGAAUUAGAAAAAUCUGUGUUUCCUAAGUGCUCCCCAGUAGAUAUAAGGCCAUAUCCUAAUGCUGAAGAACAGAAAAAAAGAGAGGAAGGAAACAAGGCAAGAGUAUUAUAGCAACAGACACACCAGUGAAAAAUGAAAUCGAAGAAAGGAAAAAAUUUAAACAGAAGGGGGAAAAAACAAACAAAGACACAAGUAAAGCAAAAAAAAAAUGAAGUUUGAUUCAGACUCAGAUGAUGGAACAGCCAUAAAAUCUUUUGAUGAUGGAAUGUCAUCAACUGAUGACAUUAGUAUUAAUGGUAGUGAAGAUGAAAUAUUGGGCGAAUUUCCUGACAUAAAUUUGACAUGCAUAAAGAAAGAUGCUUAUGUUCUUGUUGGGCUGAAAGAUGAGAAAUAUCCGAAGAAAGAAGUUCUUUAUGUGGCACAAAUAGUCAAAGACAAGAACGAAAAUGGUGAUUUCGAAGUUAAAUAUUUAAAGAAAAGCACAAAAGUGGAAGGACAUUUUUAUUUGCCAUCUACUGAAGAGACAAAAAUAUAUACACUACCUGAUCAUUGUAUAAAGAUGCUUCUACAAAACCCUAAACAAUAUGGUGUCACCAAAAGACAGAACUCAUACAUUAGUUUUGGUAUUCAUUUUAAUAACUUGUAUAUUCGCUAAAAACUAUUUUUCGUCGAACGAAAUUCAACAAGACAGUUAGUUUUUGUGAUGGUUUUGUUAAAUACCUGAGGUAAUGAAUGUAAAUGUUUUUUUUUUUGUGUAUUUGUAGUGUUUGAUAAUGUAUUUAUGUAAAUUAAAAAUAUGGUUCAUAGUU
Messenger RNA from Bacillus rossius redtenbacheri, 2387 nucleotides. RefSeq lists its product as uncharacterized. Lineage: Eukaryota; Metazoa; Arthropoda; Insecta; Phasmatodea; Bacillidae. Bases 172 to 1689 code for a protein of 505 amino acids. Gene Ontology annotation, molecular function: DNA binding. The record is from RefSeq and is a predicted model, not a curated record. The transcript is spliced from 2 exons. Gene Ontology annotation, cellular component: nucleus.